GAUUAAUGAACAUAUUGGAUUCAAUUAUCUAAUUUCUUCUUCCUUAACUGUUCUGCAGUUGCUCUUUUUCCCAGCAGGCAGCAGCUAUGUCACACUUGAGGCGUUAGAUUCGAAAAAUUGGGCAUCAAAUGGAGAGAGGCGACGGUGGUUCACUACGGACGCGUUCACAGGCGGCGCCUGACUGGACAUUACACGAGUCACUAACUCUGGUGAACGAAAUGAAAUCAACCCAAAUUGAAUGCGGCAAUACGCUAGCUUCUUUCCAAAAAUGGCAAUCAACGGUGCAGAAUUGCAACUCACUGGGCGUGAAUCGGAGCUUGAAUCAGUGCAAAAAGCGGUGGGAAUUUAUCUUGGAGAAUUACAAUAAAGUGAAGCCAUGGGAAACGGUGUAUUGGACGGCGUCGUUUGAUGGGGUUAGGAAGAGUGAAUUGGGUUUACCGGAACAGUUUGAUUUCGAGUUGUUUAACGCCGUUGGUAGGUAUUUGAGUUUAUUACAUGGUGAAGAUGGUGGUGGUGCUGAAACUGACCCGGAAACCCAACAGGCUCAAGGAAACAAUGCUUUCUUGGAACUUGGUCAUAAAAGGCAGCGGCGAAGGACGAAACCACGAAAGUACAAAAUGGAGGAAAGGUUGAAUCCAUGGAGACGCAUCUUAAAUGAAAACAGGAAGUAUGAGCAAUCCAUGGUGGGGAUAAAGCAUGAAGCUAGCAUAGAGACAAAGGUGGAAGCCCCAAGUUAUGAGAAAUCCAGCUUACAGAUAAAGCGCGAGAUAUCCAGUCCAGAAGAAAAGGUCGAACCUCCAAACCUUAGUAUGGUUAAUAUGGUAAAGGCGGAGCAGAUUAAUGUAGAUAAUCCAGAAGAAAUGAUGGCUGCAACUCUUAGGGAAAACGCAGAAUUGAUCACUGCAAUAAUUGAAGGAAAUCCAAUGGAUGAUAGAGAUUGCAGGCUUGCUGAUUUGAAGAAUUCUGAGGCUGGUCGUGUUCAUUUGAUCAGAAGUCAAGGCAACCAACUUAUUGAUUGCCUCGGAAAAAUAUCAGACACUCUUAGCCAGCUUUGUGAUACAAUUCACAAAAAAUAACUAACUAUAAUUGGUUAGCAUUUCUGUUAUGGCACACUGUAAUGUGAGGACUGAUCAGCUGCUUUUACUUCGAUUGUCAUCGGUGUAAUGAUGUGGUAACUCAGAUUGCCGGGGAUUGCAGAAAAAAUCUAUAUUUAUUGAUUCUUUUUUGGUUAGUAAA
Messenger RNA from Nicotiana tabacum (common tobacco), 1236 nucleotides. RefSeq lists its product as uncharacterized. The record is from RefSeq and is a predicted model, not a curated record. NCBI's taxonomy places the organism in Eukaryota, Viridiplantae, Streptophyta, Magnoliopsida, Solanales, Solanaceae.